Molecule: messenger RNA, 834 nt
Organism: Helianthus annuus (common sunflower)
Lineage: Eukaryota; Viridiplantae; Streptophyta; Magnoliopsida; Asterales; Asteraceae
Product: ORM1-like protein 3
Exons: 3
Coding region: 161-634 (157 amino acids)
Biological process (GO): ceramide metabolic process; negative regulation of ceramide biosynthetic process; intracellular sphingolipid homeostasis
Cellular component (GO): endoplasmic reticulum membrane
Source: RefSeq, a predicted model, not a curated record
UAUUGAUGAAGAUGAUGAUUGAUAGAUUAUCCGAUAAGUAUUGAACUUAUCUUUGGCUGGUUUCACACACGUAUUUAACUUAGCUCAUCAUUACCUUACCAACAAUCAUAUCUUCACUCCACACAACCACCUUCCGACCAGCUUCACAAUCACGCGAUUCAUGGCCAACUUGUAUGUGCAAGCAGAGCCACCCACGGAUCUCAACCGAAACACCGAGUGGUUCAUGUAUCCCGGCGUCUGGACCACCUACAUACUCAUCUUAUUCUUCGCUUGGCUUCUUGUUCUCGCCGUCACCGCCUGCUCUCCUGGCAUCGCUUGGACCACCGUUAAUCUCUCUCACGCUCUCAUUACGUAUCACUUCUUUCACUGGAAAAAGGGAACACCUUUUGCCGAUGAUCAGGGGAUAUACAACAGGUUGACUUGGUGGGAGCAAAUUGAUAGUGGCAAGCAGCUCACUCGCAACAGGAAGUUUCUUACUGUUGUACCUGUAGUCCUGUACUUGAUAGCAUCCCAUACAACGGACUAUGAGAACCCGAUGCUGUUCCUCAACACAGUGGCCGUUUUUGUGCUAGUCAUUGCCAAGUUUCCUCACAUGCAUAAGGUUCGAAUUUUCGGAAUCAAUGCUGAAGAGUGAAAAGUAUGCUGUUUACAUACAGGUGCUACUUCACUUUGCUGAAUAUAUGUGCAUUGAUAAUUUUGACAUAUCAUGACAAUUAAAAGUGUAUAUUAACUUUUGUUUUUCAUAUUUAUUUUUCCGACGAUAAAAAACAUAAAGAAAUUACCUUGUAACAUGCAUAUAAGAUAGACCAUUGUACGGUUUGAGACCCUUUGGUA